AGAAGCACAAGUCAAGGAAAUUAAGGGAUGCUCUAAAGUGGAGAUACAUUACUCCCUUUCUCCUUCGUUACUCUUUGUGGGAGAAGCGUACAGUGGGUAGUUAAGAGCAUGAAAUGCUGUGGAUUUAGACAGCUUAAUGUCAGAGUCUCCUGGGCACCAAUGUGGAAUAAAUUUAAUGAGUGGGGGAGAGAAUGGGUUAAUUGUAAGAGAAAAAGAAGGGCUUACUUCAAUAAAUAAUUGGUACUAGUAACAGGAGAGAGCAUAGAAGAUGUUGAGAAAAAUACAUCUCUGCUUUGACUUUUUGGGCGAGAAACCAUGGGUAGUAGCUGGCACUAACCUAAAAAUUCCUACAAUACUUCCAAGAAUAGAAGAAUUAUCACAGCCACUUAGGCUUCCAGUGCCAUUGUAACAUUUUUAUUGCUCUUCAUAACGUUGUUAACAUAUAUUUAGCUCUUAACACAGGUUAGCAUGAAUCAAUGAGGUACAUACCUUGAAUAUAAACAAGUCGAUAAUCAAGAUAAAUAAUAUUUCAUUGAAAUAUUUUUUUCAAUAAUGCAAAAGUGCACAAUAAAUGGAAUAUCAAAAUUUUAAAUAAAGACAGGAUUUGAACCUCCACUUGAACACUUCAUUCUGGUCCUCUUUCAACUUGUCAAGAGGAUGAGCUACUCCAGGACAAGAAAUGCAUCUUCUGUAAGCUCACUUUUACAUCCUAUCCAUAAGGUGAUGGUAGUUCUUGACUUGUAACUUGAGCUAUUACAACUAUUACUAUCUCCCCUUUUCACUCUCAGAAAUAGACUGAUCAGAAUGGUAAAUUAUAUAGUAAGCCUACCAGUGUAAGGUUUAGCAUUAAUGACUUUGCGUAUAUGUUAUAGGAUAGCUGAUCGAUUAACUAAAUUUGUUUCUGCAAUACUCACUCUGAUUCACACAUGCUUAAUCAAUUUUUCUGAUGCUAAUUUGCAACUUUUUUCCCAGUUAUACCCUCUGAGAAUUUACCAUGGAAAAUAUCAAUAAAGUCACAGAAUUUAUUCUCUUGGGACUUUCCCAGAAAAAGACAAUUAAAACUUCCUGCUUUCUAUUAUUCUUACUUUGUUACAUAGCUAUUUGGAUGCGAAACUUGCUCAUAAUCAUUUUCAUCACGUACAGUCACCUAAUAGGCCAACCCAUGUAUUUCUUUCUUAAAUACCUUGCUCUCGCAGACCUGUGUUAUACCUCAACAGUGACACCCAAGCUUCUCACUGAUUUACUGGAAGAAACAAACACGAUUUCUUACGCUAGCUGCAUGGCACAGCUUUUUGCUAUGCACUUCUGUGGGGGGAUAGGAAUUUUCAUCCUCACAGUGAUGGCCUAUGACCGCUACGUGGCCAUCUGCAAGCCCCUGCACUACACGGUCAUCAUGAGCAGGAGGAAGUGUUAUGUAUUGGUCUUUGCUUGCUGUACUGGGGCAUUUCUGCAUUCCUUUGUGCAGUGUCUCCUCACUAUCAACUUGCCUUUCUGUGGCCCCAAUGAGAUAGAUCACUACUUCUGUGAUGCGUAUUCUUUGCUAAAACUGGCCUGCACAGACACGUACAUCUUCGGGAUCCUGGUUGUUGCCAAUUCAGGCAUGAUGGGUUUGGUGAAUUUUGUUGUCUUGAUGCUGUCUUACUUCUUGAUAUUAUACACUGUCAGGGUUCACCCUGCCAAAAGCCGCAAGAAAGCUCUUUCUACUUGCAGUUCCCACAUAACAGUUGUGGUUCUUUUCUUUGCGCCUAUCCUGUACAUUUACAUUAUACCAGCUAUAACUUUUCCAGAAGAUAAAGUGUUUGCUCUUUUCUACACCAUCAUUGGCCCCAUGUUCAACCCUCUGAUCUACACUUUGAGAAGCAUGGAGAUGAAGACUGCGAUGAGGAAAGUUGGUGCCAGAAUCCAUUGUUGGUUGGAAGGCAAAUGAUCUGAAAGGCACAUCUACUCCUCAUUCCACACCCUAUCCAAGAGAGUUUGCUCCAUCUUAAGUUUAUUAAAGCAAGAACUGACCGUAAGAAACAUAAGCAUAGGCACUGAUACCAGUUCAUUAAUAUUAUAAUUUACUUUAAAAGACCUUGAUCUUUCUUUAUUGAUCUGUAUUUCUUAUUUACACUAUUCCCUGGUACUUUGAGUUAUUAUUUCCUUGUUCAACUGUUGUACUUUUAUUUGGUACUUUUUUCUUUAGGUUUUGUCCAUAAUCAGAGCCCACAUUUCUAUCUCCUGAGUGCUUUGGUUCCACGAAGAAUCUCCAAAUUUACAUAAGCUCCAUUGGUAUCUAUCAUCCCACAUUUGAAGGGCUGUAUGGACUGUUGGCAUAGUGGUUAAGUACUUGUCUGCUAUCCAAACUAUCAGUGGUUCAAACCCACCAGGCACUCCAUGGGGAAAAAAAAGUGGCCGUCCACUUCUGUAAAGAUCACAGCGUUGGAAACUCUAUGUGGCAGUUCUACUUUGUUCUGUAGGGUCACAAUGAGUCAGAAUCGACUCAAGGGCACAGGGUUUGGUUGCGGAUAUAUGGCCUGUUAUUUUUUCUGCAUUUCACAUCAAAGGAGGAGCAUCAGAAAUUAAGAACCGUUUUUUCCACUCAGCCCAUGCUUUUCUAAUAUUCACUGAAAAUGCUAAAUAAGAAGAAAAAAACUUUAUGUAGGGUCUAAACAAUAAAAUAUCAUUUAUGUAAGA
Messenger RNA from Loxodonta africana (African savanna elephant), 2676 nucleotides. Its product is annotated as olfactory receptor 4P4-like. The record is from RefSeq and is a predicted model, not a curated record. Lineage: Eukaryota; Metazoa; Chordata; Mammalia; Proboscidea; Elephantidae. The coding region runs from base 995 to 1927 and encodes 310 amino acids. The transcript has a single exon. Gene Ontology annotation, molecular function: olfactory receptor activity; G protein-coupled receptor activity. Gene Ontology annotation, biological process: G protein-coupled receptor signaling pathway. Gene Ontology annotation, cellular component: plasma membrane.